Myodes glareolus (Bank vole) is the source of this 4223-nucleotide messenger RNA. It is a transcript of the gene Wwc1, whose product is annotated as WW and C2 domain containing 1. Gene Ontology annotation, biological process: negative regulation of organ growth; regulation of hippo signaling; regulation of DNA-templated transcription. Gene Ontology annotation, molecular function: molecular adaptor activity; kinase binding. NCBI's taxonomy places the organism in Eukaryota, Metazoa, Chordata, Mammalia, Rodentia, Cricetidae. Gene Ontology annotation, cellular component: cytoplasm. The record is from RefSeq and is a predicted model, not a curated record.
CGAGCCGCUGAGCCCCGCGGCGGCCGCGAGCUGCAUGGGGGAGCGCGGGCCGCGCUCGGGAAGAUGCCCCGGCCGGAGUUACCCCUGCCGGAGGGCUGGGAGGAGGCGCGCGACUUCGACGGCAAGGUCUACUACAUAGACCACAGGAACCGCACCACCAGCUGGAUCGACCCACGGGACAGGUACACCAAACCACUUACCUUUGCUGACUGCAUUAGCGAUGAGUUGCCGCUAGGAUGGGAAGAAGCAUAUGACCCACAGGUUGGCGAUUACUUCAUAGACCACAAUACCAAAACCACUCAGAUCGAGGAUCCGAGGGUGCAAUGGCGGCGGGAGCAAGAGCACAUGCUGAAGGAUUACCUGGUGGUGGCCCAGGAGGCUCUCAGUGCACAAAAGGAGAUCUACCAGGUGAAGCAGCAGCGCCUGGAGCUGGCACAGCAGGAGUAUCAGCAGUUACACGCCGUCUGGGAGCAUAAGCUGGGCUCCCAGGUCAGCUUGGUCUCUGGGUCGUCGUCCAGCUCCAAGUAUGACCCUGAGAUCCUGAAAGCUGAAAUCGCCACUGCGAAAUCCCGGGUCAACAAGUUGAAGAGAGAGAUGGUCCACCUGCAGCAUGAACUGCAGUUCAAAGAGCGUGGCUUUCAGACCCUGAAGAAGAUUGACAAGAAAAUGUCCGAUGCUCAGGGUGGCUACAAACUGGAUGAGGCCCAGGCUGUGUUGAGGGAAACCAAAGCAAUCAAGAAAGCCAUCACUUGCGGAGAAAAGGAGAAGCAAGACCUGAUCAAGAGCCUUGCCAUGCUGAAGGAUGGCUUCCGCACAGACAGAGGUUCUCACUCUGACCUAUGGUCCAGCAGCAGCUCUCUGGAGAGUUCCAGCUUCCCCAUGCCAAAGCAGUUCCUGGACGUGAGCUCACAGACGGACAUCUCUGGGAGUUUCGGCACCAGCAGCAGCAACCAGUUGGCAGAGAAGGUCAGACUGCGCCUGCGGUAUGAAGAGGCUAAGAGAAGGAUCGCCAACCUCAAAAUCCAGCUGGCCAAACUUGACAGUGAGGCCUGGCCUGGGGUGCUAGACUCAGAGAGGGACCGGCUGAUCCUCAUCAACGAGAAGGAGGAACUGCUGAAGGAGAUGCGCUUUAUCAGCCCCCGGAAGUGGACCCAGGGAGAGGUGGAACAGCUAGAGAUGGCCCGGAGGCGACUGGAGAAGGACCUGCAGGCAGCCCGGGACACCCAGAGCAAGGCACUGACUGAGAGGUUGAAGUUAAACAGCAAGAGGAACCAGCUGGUGAGAGAACUGGAGGAAGCCACUCGGCAGGUGGCCUCUCUGCACUCGCAGCUGAAAAGCCUCUCAAGUAGCAUGCAGUCCCUGUCUUCAGGCAGCAGCCCUGGGUCACUCACAUCCAGCCGGGGCUCCCUGGCUGCCUCCAGCCUGGACUCCUCCACCUCAGCCAGCUUCACUGACCUCUAUUAUGACCCGUUCGAGCAGCUAGACCCGGAGCUCCAGAGCAAGGUGGAACUGCUCUUCCUGGAGGGCGGCACAGGCUUCCGGCCCUCGGGCUGCAUCACCACCAUCCACGAGGAUGAGGUGGCCAAGACACAGAAGGCAGAGGGAGGCAGCCGCCUGCAGGCCUUACGCUCCCUGUCUGGCACUCCAAAAUCCAUGACUUCCCUGUCGCCACGCUCCUCUCUCUCCUCCCCGUCCCCUCCCUGCUCCCCUCUCAUCGCUGAUCCCCUCCUGUCUGGAGAUGCCUUUCUGACCCCACUGGAGUUUGAAGACACAGAGCUGAGUACUGCUCUCUGUGAGCUGAGCCUCGGCAGCAGCACCCGGGAAAGAUACCAGCUAGAGGAAUCAGGACCUGAGGGCAAGCCACUGGGCCAAGCGGCAGGUGUGGCCCCAGGGUGUGGCCUGAAAGUGGCCUGUGUGUCUGCUGCAGUGUCUGACGAGUCCGUGGCUGGGGACAGUGGUGUGUACGAGCCUUCUGCGCAGAGACUGGGCACUUCUGAAGCUGCUACAUUCGACAGUGAAGAAUCAGAAGCCAUGGGAGCCACCCAGGUUCAAAUUGCCCUGAAGUAUGAUGAGAAGAAUAGACAAUUUGCAAUAUUAGUAAUCCAGCUGAGUAACCUCUCCGCUCUGUUACUGCAGCAAGAGCAGAAAGUGAACAUCCGUGUAGCCAUCCUGCCUUGCUCUGAAAGCAGCACCUGCCUGUUCCGAACCCGGCCUCUAGACUCUGCAGAUACCCUCGUGUUCAAUGAGGCAUUCUGGGUGUCUAUGUCCUACCCAGCCCUUCACCAGAAGACCUUACGUGUAGAUGUCUGUACCACAGACAGGAGCCAUGCAGAAGAGUGCCUGGGAGGCGCCCAGAUCAGCCUGGCUGAGGUCUGCCGGUCUGGGGAGAGGUCAACACGCUGGUACAACCUCCUGAGCUACAAAUACUUGAAGAAACAGUGCAGGGAACCCCAACCAGCGGGAGCUACAGGGCCUGACCACAAGGAGGGGUACCUGUCUGAGACGCUGGUAGGUAAGGUGGCACCCGGAGCCCCUGCUGAUCUGGCGGCCUCUGUCUCUCAGGAUACUGUGUCUGCCCUGCUGGAACAGACGGCUGUGGAGCUGGAGAAGAGGCAGGAGGGGAGAAGCGGCUCCCAGACACUGGAGGGCAGCUGGACGUAUGAGGAAGAGACCAGCGAGAAUGAAGCAGUAGCUGAGGAGGAGGAAGAGAGAGAGGAAGAGGAGGGAGAGGAAGAUGUCUUCGCUGAAAAGGUCUCCCCGGAGGCAGAGGAGUACCCAGCACUAAAGGUGGACAGAGAGACCAAUACUGAGAGCGUGGCCCCAUCCCCCACAGUGGUGCGGCCCAAGGACCGGCGGGUGGGUGCCCCUUCCACAGGGCCAUUUCUUCGAGGGAACACCAUCAUCCGCUCCAAGACCUUCUCACCUGGACCCCAGAGCCAGUACGUGUGCCGGCUGAAUCGAAGUGACAGUGAUAGUUCCACUCUGUCCAAGAAGCCACCGUUUGUUCGGAACUCCCUGGAGCGUCGGAGCGUCCGGAUGAAGCGGCCUUCGUCAGUCAAGUCCGUGCGCACAGAGCGCCUGAUCCGCACCUCGCUGGACCUGGAACUAGACCUACAGGCGACGAGGACCUGGCACAGCCAGCUGACUCAGGAGAUCUCAGUGCUGAAGGAGCUAAAGGAGCAUUUGGAGCAAGCCAAGAACCACGGGGAGAAGGAGCUGCCACAGUGGCUGCGGGGAGAUGAACGCUUCCGCCUGCUGCUGAGGAUGCUGGAGAAGAGGGUGGAUCGUGCAGAGCACAAGAGCGAGCUGCAAACAGACAAGAUGAUGAGGGCGGCCGCCAAGGACGUGCGCAGGCUUCGCGGCCAGAGCUGCAAGGAGCCACCGGAAGUGCAGUCUUUCAGAGAGAAGAUGGCAUUUUUCACCCGGCCCCGGAUGAACAUCCCAGCUCUCUCUGCAGACGACGUCUGACCACCAGAAAAGUAUUUCUUUGUUGCACGGACCAUGCUGUGAAGGUUGACUGUGGCUAAAGUUAUUUAUGAGGCAGUAUAUGAAGGUACCCAGUCACAAGUCCCCGAGCGCUCUUGUUGGUUUGAAGACUGACAGACUUUUUAGUUCAGGUUUUCUUGUUAUAUUUAAACAAUGACAAAGCAACCAUAACAACAACAACAACAACAAAACCAACCAAACAAACACACACACACAAAAAAACCAGCAUUAAAAUGACAAGAUUGUAUAGUUUGUAUAUUUAGGAAUGUAUUUUUGGGAAAGAAAAUUUAAAUGAACUGAAGCAGUGUUAAGUGGCUGCUCUUCUUCAAAUUGUCUAGAGUUUUCUUUUUGUACAGCAACAACUUUUAGAGAUUUCCCUGCAAUAAAAGGUCGUGUUUGAGGAAUGGUGAUCCUCAAGAAGAAGUGCUGCAGCCGGCACAGCACAGCUAACCUGUCCUAGUUAACGUAUUUUGUACAAUAUUACAAAGAGGAGGAUGUACAGAAACUGUCGGGGGGAUUCCAAGAUUGUCCACGGAUCUUUGUGAGCUGUGAUGUGUUUUUGAAUGUGGCCGCCUGACCUGAAGCAGGCGGCGUGAAGCUGGCUGUGUAAGGCCAGCCCAAACCAGUGACAGGCUACACCCAACUCAGACGCCCAGUGAAGCCGCUAACAGAGUGAGGGGAGGGCUGCGGAGAUCGGCCUUUGGAUUCGUCUCUAUCAAUAAAGUGGCCUUUGAAGA